UAUGCUUGUUCGGAAAGCUUACUUUUUAUAAAGUGGGCAUAAAUCUGAGAGUAUUUACAUUACAUACCUGUAACCAGGAUUACUUCAUUGAUAGCGUAUUUCUACAGAAUUGAUUGUUGACUUUAAUUAAACAACACUAAAUAGGAAAGCAAAGAGAAGAAAAGGGGGGAAAAAGGAGUUGCUAUAUUCCUGUUAAAGUAGAAUUAUGAUGCACCUAUCACUAUUCAUUUUGAUCUUCUAUUAAUUAGCUAUUUUCCCAAAUGAAUUCGUUCAUAUGUUCAGCAAUUGCUUACUGCUUAUCUUGGCCCGGAUUUUUUUUGUUACUCAUUAUAUGGAUCGGAUUAAACUGAUCAAGGAUGCUAAAGGAUACUAUUGUAGCACAUGCCGACAACGAUUCCCAAUGAAAGUAAAUGUCUCAGAAACUCAAUGUCCAGCUUGCCAAAGAGUUGGUAAUAGUCCAGCUCGAACCAUCCAACGAUCUUACAGUCCUAAAGAAAAAUGCAUAGUUUCUCAAGUUGUGGAAAAGAUAAAGAAAUUUUUUUCAGGAGAUCCUCAAGAAAGAAGUGAUAACGAUAAACCCAAGUCAAUGAAUUGUAAUCCGUCUCCUUUGAUGCCUAGAAUGCGGUCGAUAACAUCCAGGAAACGGGCACUGCUUAUCGGAAUUACUUAUACAAAGUGGAAGCACAAGCUUAAGGGUACUGUCAAUGAUGUCAAGAAUAUGAGAAAACUGUUGAUAGAAACGUAUGGUUUUCAGAAAGAAAACAUUCUUGUGCUUACAGAAGAGGAGACAGGACCAGAGUUUGCUCCUACAAAAAAAAACAUACAGAAAUCAUUAAACUGGCUUGUGGAGGGCUGCCAGGCAGGUGACUCCUUGGUAUUCUACUUCUCCGGUCAUGGACUACGACAACCGGAUUUCAAUGACGAUGAACUUGAUGGAUAUGAUGAAACUAUUUGUCCAGCUGAUUUCUUAGAAGAAGGGAUGAUUCUCGACAAUGAUAUCAAUUCUACCAUUGUUUGGCCUCUUCCUAAAGGUGUCACCCUCCAUUCUAUUGUUGAUGCUUGUCAUAGUGGAACCAUCCUUGAUCUUGUGCAUAUCUACGACAGGGAAAAGAAGAAAUGGCGAGACAAUAGCCCUCCAAACGGGACAAGGAAACAUACCGAUGGUGGAUUGGCAAUUUCUAUCAGUGCUUGUGAAGAUAAUCAAAUGGCUGCAGAUACCACAGCUUUCAGUGAAAAGGGAAUGAACGGUGCUCUGACCUAUAUUCUGAUAGAAAUUGUAAAAAGACAUCCUGGACCAACAUAUGGUGACUUAAUUGAUCUGAUACAUGAAACCAUUGACGCAGUAAAUAGAAGUGGAUGUGUUCCUGUAAGAAUUAUAAGAUCAAUGCUAAACAACAAGUUAAUACAGACACCUCUCCUUUCAGCUUCAGAACCAUUUGAUGUGAAGAAGAAACAUUUUAUUUUAUAAUCAUAAAUCUCAAAUCAACACUCACAGAAUAACAAGACAAAGACAAUCAAAUGAUGGAUCCUUUUUGUAUCUCUAUCAAUUCUUAGUGAUCCUGACCCAACGAUAGUUUUUCAGACCCAAGUAAGUCUUUCUGCAAGGGUUAAAGAUAAUGAUGCAGUAUUCUCCAGUGCAGAAUAUUUUAGGCAUUCCGGGUUUAGAAUCAGUAGAAAGGAAGAAGAGGAGGAUACACAUAUAUUAAUUUCUGAGAGAGAGAGUUGCUUUCAGGAGACCAAUAUUUAAUAAGUCUUUUCUUUCCGUCCUGCAGUUGUACUGUUGCUGAGUUACAUAAGUAGAAUGGCAGUGGCAGAGAAGAUUUGGAUAUAAUGAAUCAAAAUUUUCACAUUGAUUUUCUAUUUGGUUAUCAAUUUUUUCUUAAUGUCAUAUAUUAUUGUCCUCAAACUUAUCAUAUUUGGCUGAUUAAUAGUCCUUCUUUUGUUCCUUUUCUUCUGAUUCAUUUCUUUACCCCGACACCUAAUAGAGAAAGAAGGAAGAAGAAUCAAUUGUAA
Molecule: messenger RNA, 2013 nt
Organism: Ricinus communis (castor bean)
Lineage: Eukaryota; Viridiplantae; Streptophyta; Magnoliopsida; Malpighiales; Euphorbiaceae
Product: metacaspase-1
Exons: 5
Coding region: 275-1468 (397 amino acids)
Biological process (GO): proteolysis
Molecular function (GO): cysteine-type endopeptidase activity
Source: RefSeq, a predicted model, not a curated record